AUGAUUACACUCAUUCCUGAUCGCUAUGUUCUUCAGGAGGUUACCAGGACUGACAUGAAUAUAGCGUCGAUAUGCUGGGGCUUCACAUUAGGUUUUGGAUUCUUGACGACCUGGGAAGCGAUACGGCAGACCAAUAGGGCACGAGACCCCCUUAGAUCGACAUAUAUAUGGAUGAUUUGGAUGGAGAUUAUUGUUUGUUUGAUAUUUUCGAUUAUUUGCUGGAUCCACCUAGAUGCGAGUAUUCCUCCAAGCUUUGCCUUCUACUUCUGCAUAUUGACAUUGUGGGCACUCCAAGUCCAAUUCCUCCUCCAAAUCAUCAUCAAUCGUAUUAUUGUCAUUCUUGCCGACCAUGAAAGAGCAUUUUACAUGAAAUGGGGAGUCGCCGCACUGAUCACCGCCGUCAACAUCUCAGUAUACUGCAUCUGGGUCCCGGCUCGUUUGCAGAUAUCGGACAGAUUUGUUCAUAUCAACGAGGUAUGGGAUCGAUGUGAGAAGGUGAUAUAUCUUGUGGUAGAUGCCAUCUUGAAUUGGUAUUUUGUGAGGGUCGUCAGGCAGAGAUUGGUGAAGCAAGGAAGCGCGAAAUAUAAUCGGUUGGUGGUGUUUAAUAUCAGGAUUAUCUUUUUGUCGUUGUUGAUGGACUGUUUGAUCAUUGGGACUAUGAGUCUUAAAAACAGUUUUGUUUAUAUGCAAUUUCACCCCCUCGCCUACACUGUUAAGCUCAUGAUUGAGAUGUCCAUGGCCAACUUAAUCCGCAAGAUAGCCAGCGAGAAGAACGACAUGCGCAUUGGCACAUACGAACUCAGUCAUAGUACCAACCGCAACCACAUCUCUGGUGGAGGUCCGCCAGCUGGCGCUAUGAUGUCGAACGGCGGGGUAGUAGUGCAUAAGGAGGUGAUAGUGGAAAGCCGAGCGGUGGAGGAUAUGGACCAAAGUAGUGAGAUCUCGGGGAAGGAUCAGCAGGAUGAUGAUUCACCUCUACGGAACGAGAGUUGGACUAGAGUUGCUUAUAACACUGAUAUUUCGACAAAUGGCCACAAUGGUCCGAUUGGGCAUGAAGCCUGUUAG
Messenger RNA from Morchella importuna, 1065 nucleotides. RefSeq lists its product as uncharacterized. Lineage: Eukaryota; Fungi; Ascomycota; Pezizomycetes; Pezizales; Morchellaceae. The record is from RefSeq and is a predicted model, not a curated record. Bases 1 to 1065 code for a protein of 354 amino acids. The transcript is spliced from 6 exons.